Oncorhynchus gorbuscha (pink salmon) is the source of this 5978-nucleotide messenger RNA. It is a transcript of the gene nlrc3l, whose product is annotated as NLR family, CARD domain containing 3-like. The transcript is spliced from 11 exons. The coding region runs from base 105 to 2402 and encodes 765 amino acids. The record is from RefSeq and is a predicted model, not a curated record. NCBI's taxonomy places the organism in Eukaryota, Metazoa, Chordata, Actinopteri, Salmoniformes, Salmonidae.
UAUCCUCUUUUCAGGUGGAAAGCGGAAGUAAAGUCCGACAUUUUGAAAAGGUGGGAGGUAAGAGAGCUGGAGAUUCGGGAUUUGAGCCUUUCGGGGGCACCGAAAUGGACUCUGAUUCAGAAGUGGAGAGGAUCCUACAGGUGAGCCAGAACCAGGAGAGACCUCCCUCUAGCUAUGGCUCCAUGAAGAGCGAUGAGGAGGAAGAGGACGAGAACAUCACAGAGGCGCAGCGCUCAUCUUGCAAAUCGGAACUACCCACCUUCACUACACACACACGGGUCCAGCUGAACCGCAACGUGUCUCCAGAGACAGUCUUCACUGAGAUCACACAGCAGCAGUCUGUCAGCGAGCAUCUCCAAGAGGGAACCUUCGUCACAGAGAGGCUACACACACACACAUGUGCGGAGGAGGAAGAAAGGGAUGAACACAGCCCCAUACAGGUAGACGACCCUGAGCCCCUGCCCCCCGUCAAGCCUGAGGACGAAUCACAGGAAGAGGGUGAUGAAGAGCAACAGCCAGGCAAGCUGCACCCUGAAUUUGACCUGCCCUACAUAUUCAAGUCCAUGCAGAAUUCUCUGACAUCCCUGGGUGGUCCUGAGUUACACCUGUUUAAGCGCUAUCUAUGUGGGCGCCAACCCUCCUUCACCAUGACUGACCUGGAGGAGAGCGAUACGCUGGACAUAGUGGAUAAGAUGCUGGAGCGCUUCGGUAAACUGCAAGGCCUGCGGUUGGCGAUCCGCAUGCUGGAGAGCAUGAAGAAACCUGAGCUGGCCCAGGAACUGGAGAAGAAGUGCAAGAGAGCUGUGAUCCAGUAUGAGUUGAAGUGUGGUCUGAUCCGGCGGCACAACUGUAUCUUUGAGGGUGUACCCCGGGCGGGCCAGCAUCUAUACCUGAAGUACGUCUACGUUGAACCCCAAAUCUCCACCCAAGGUCACGGCGGGGUCAAUCCCUUGCACGAGGUCCGGUCCGAUCCCCCCAACCCUCCCCAGGUUGCCUCCCCAGACAGCAUGAUUGGUGGGAAUAACAUUUUCCGUCUCCGGUCCCUGAAUGGGUCUCCAGUACGAUGCGUUCUGACCACGGGGCUGCCCGGAAUCGGAAACUCUGUGGCGGUCCAGAAGUUCAUGCUAGAUUGGGCAGAGGAUCGGGCUAAUUUCGACAUUCAGUUUGUGUUCCCGUUUCCGUUCCGGGAGAUGCAGUCGCUGAGGGAGCGGAACAUAGUUGAGAAGAAGGACAUCAGUAUGUUGGAGCUGCUGCAGACGUACCACAACGAGACACGCUCCAUGGACUUUCUGGAGCAGCCAGACUGCAAGGUGCUGUUUGUCAUGGACGGGAUCGACAUCUACAAGGAACAUCUUGAUUUCAAGAACACUCCUGUUGUGACUGACAUCAAGGCUGUUAUUCCCCUGGACUCCCUGUUGGUAAAUCUGAUCCGAGGCUCUCUGCUGCCGCACGCCCUCUUGUGGCUGACUGGGAGACGUGCAGCUACCAAUCAGAUACCUCCUGAGUACAUCCACCGUGUCACUGAGAUACAGGGUUACAGUGACGAGCAGAAGGAUGACUAUCUGACCCUGCGUUACUCGGACAAGUCUCUGGCUGCUAAGAUCAUCAGACACACCAAGAAGUCCCCCACCAUCUACACCCUGUGUCAUAUUCCCUUCUGCUGCUGGAUGGUUGCCAUGGUGUAUGAGAGGGGUUUCCGUAACUACGAUGACUACGGAGACGAGCCCCCCAAGAUUACGUCCUUCUUCAUCCACUACAUGAUCAUCCAGAACAACCGCAAGCUGGAGAAAUACCACGGGCAAAACCCCAACUCACAGAAAUGGACGGACAUGGACAAGGUGUUCAUGUUGAAUCUGGGUUGCCUGGCUCUGAAGCUGUUGGACAGUAACCGCUCUGUGUUCUAUGAAGAGGACCUGUAUGAGCACAGUCUGGUGGUGAGGGAGGUGGCCUGGUGUUCGGGCCUGUGUACUGAGCUUCCCAGGGCGAAUGCCGAAGACGAGCGGGUCUUCUGCUUCACACACCUGAGCUUCAUGGAGUUCAUGGCUGCACAUUAUGUUUGGCUCACCUUCCGUCUGGAGGAGCGGAACGUUCUAGACCAGUCCCACCGCAUCUCCAAGCUGUUGAAGGAACACUCUCUGGUGGACAUGUACCGCAAAGCCAUUGACCGUUACCUCAGUGCUCCUGUCGGCCAGUACGACCUGUUCCUGCGCUUCCUGUGCGGUUUGUCCAUGACACUCAAUGACGGUUUACUCCGAGGGCUGCUGUUCCCCCAUAACGCCCCUCCACUGAAAGGUCUGGAGGACGUGGGCAGGCUGCUGACUAAGAGGAAGGACAGUGCAGGGCCAGAGAGACAGGCCAACCUUAGCGAAUGCCUCCGGGAGCUCGAAACGUCUGAGGACUGAACAGUCUCCUGCUGUUAGCAAACAUGUUUGAUCAUUUGUCUCUGAUGCACUGAACUCUGUUUUAUAAAAUGAAAGGUAAUGCGACUGAAGUAUUGGUGUCGUCUCUGUGCCCCGCUGAAACCAAAACAAUGAACAUUCAGUGUGUCUCAUCCAACUAGCAAGACAGACCGAGAGAAAGAGAAGGCAUAAAUCACAGAUGUGUCUUACCAAAAAGAGCUAAUCAUUGUGUCUGAAUGAACUCUGUGACUGUGCUGAGUCUGUUUAUAAGGACUAAUAUAUAACCCAUCAACUAGCAGUCAAGAUAAAGACCACGGUGCUUGUUAGACUUGUGUGACCAUACAGCCUGUUCAUCCUCUACUCAACAAGAUGACUCACUGGAGGACGGAUGCAGACAGUAGUGACCCUAGUUGCAGAAUCUGUUAUGUAAAUGUAAUGUAUUGCUUCUCCAUCACUGACACUAGCCAGCUAUACUUCUAGUUGUAGUACAAGAACAAUAAGGUAUUUAGUUAACAUUUUCAUUAUUCCUUUAAUUAACAAACUUGAUGGAAAGGGAGUGUUUAUAUGUUUACACAUUUAUGUGUUUAAAUUACAUGUCUGUGUGUGUGUUAAAUUACAUGUCUGUGUGUGUGUUAAAUUACAUGACAUGUCUGUGUUUUGUAGUUUGGGUAUUGGGGUGAAAGGUGUACAGUAGAGCUGGGAGAUAUGCAAAAACAUUAUCCAUAUCACGGUAAUGAUGAAUUGAACAAUGUUUAUUCACCUGCACCAGUUGUGUGUAGAUUACCCUUAGUAGGGCUGAGACUAAUCAGUCCAUUGCACCAGUUGUGUGUAGAUUACCCUUAGUAGGCCUGAGACUAAUCAGUCCAUUGCACCAGUUGUGUGUAGAUUACCCUUAGUAGGGCUGAGACUAAUCAGUCCAUUGCACCAGUUGUGUGUAGAUUACCCUUAGUAGGGCUGAGACUAAUCAGUCCAUUGCACCAGUUGUGUGUAGAUUACCCUUAGUAGGGCUGAGACUAAUCAGUCCAUUGCACCAGUUGUGUGUAGAUUACCCUUAGUAGGGCUGAGACUAAUCAGUCCAUUGCACCAGUUGUGUGUAGAUUACCCUUAGUAGGGCUGAGACUAAUCAGUCCAUUGCACCAGUUGUGUGUAGAUUACCCUUAGUAGGGCUGAGACUAAUCAGUCCAUUGCACCAGUUGUGUGUAGAUUACCCUUAGUAGGGCUGAGACUAAUCAGUCCAUUGCACCAGUUGUGUGUAGAUUACCCUUAGUAGGGCUGAGACUAAUCAGUCCAUUGCACCAGUUGUGUGUAGAUUACCCUUAGUAGGGCUGAGACUAAUCAGUCCAUUGCACCAGUUGUGUGUAGAUUACCCUUAGUAGGGCUGAGACUAAUCAGUCCAUUGCACCAGUUGUGUGUAGAUUACCCUUAGUAGGGCUGAGACUAAUCAGUCCUUUGUUUGGUCCUUAGGCUGUUGGUCGACUGAGAUUGUUUUAGUUGAGCAGUAAAACGUAUAGAUUUUCACCUAUCUCAGUCAACUAAUCCAUUGCUGAGGCCUAGACCAAAAGCCAAUUUAUGCUUGAUUUAAAAUUGUGGUGGAGCCUCCAGAGGCCAAAUGUAGCUCUAUACCACUUCACUAUGUCCCUCCCAAAUGUUGUACCAAUGUGGAGGGCUCUGUAUGGCUCCACGAUGACAUGAUUGGUUCACGGUAGGUGAGGGUGGUACAUCCUGUAUAAACAUACUCCCUUGACAACAGUUCUGCACUGCUCCGUAAGGAGUAUGAAUGCCCUGACUUCUGCUGAGGUCCUUCUUGCCCUGACUUCUGCUGAGGUCCUUCUUGCCCUGACUUCUGCUGAGGUCCUUCUUGCCCUGACUUCUGCUGAGGUCCUUCUUGCCCUGACUUCUGCUGAGGUCCUUCUUGCCCUGACUUCUGCUGAGGUCCUUCUUGCCCUGACUUCUGCUGAGGUCCUUCUUGCCCUGACUUCUGCUGAGGUUCUUCUUGCCCUGACUUCUGCUGAGGUCCUUCUUGCCCUGACUUCUGCUGAGGCCGUAUCACCGUAAAUGCUGCAUGGCCAAUGCAAACGUCAGAUUGACCAUGCACCCAGAUGCACAAUGCACUUCUCCAUCCAGAAUGCACUUCUCUCCCGCCUAUUGGUGCACAUUUGCUUCAUAACUUCAUUGUGUGAGUUGUUAGUGUAUAUCACUUCCCCAUAUCACCAGUAGUAUGUUUACCGUUAAUUCAUAUGAUUUCUAAUCCACAAUGUUUGUUACUUUGGUUACAAGUUCGAAUCCCCGAGCUGACAAGGUUCAAAUCUGUCUUCUGCCUCUGAACAGGCAGUUAACCCACUGUUCCUAGGCCGUCAUUGAAAAUAAGAAUUUGUUCUUAACUGACUUGCCUAGUAAAAUAAAGGUAAACUAAAAUUUUAAAAAUUAAAAUAUGGUAUUUUAUUUGAAUCCAUUGAGUAUUAUUCCGCUAGUCCUGUUCUCAUUGUCUGAGUGGACACAUUGUUUGCAGAGUGCACAACCUAUGCUACACUUGUGAGAAUUGUUUUGGGGGUUUAUCUCAGUCCAUUUAUGAGUUUUGUCAAUUUAAUUUUGUUAUUGUCUUUCCUUUGGAGCGCUCCUGUCAAUGUUGAGUAAGGACGGGCACGCGUAGAAGUAGGCCUAUAGGCUAUGUGGCCUGAUUUACACAUAGAAGUAGGCCUAUAGGCUCCGUGGCCUGAUUUACACAUAGAAGUAGGCCUAUAGGCUCCGUGGCCUGAUUUACACAUAGAAGUAGGCCUAUAGACUACGUGGCCUGCGUGCAAAUGUAGGCAUAUAAAUGUCCUCAUUUGGGGAUCUGAUAGUAUUUCUGAUUGGCUUAAUGCACCACCACUAAUGACCUGUGGAGCUUCUCAAAGUGAUGUUUUCUUCACCUCAAACAAAUUCUGUAUUUACAUACAUUGACAAUUUACAAUAGUUCCUCAAUGUAUUUGAAAAAUCUUUCCAGCUCUCGCCCUUUCGAUAACCACUCACCGUGACAGGGAAAAUGCUCUGAUCCAGUGGGAAUGUCAUAAAAUAGGCUUCUCAUCAGUGCUUGACUUUGACUGAAAUAGGUUCCGGUAGUCAUUUUGGGUGUCGGUACUGUUUAUAUUUAGGUGCAGGAGCUCCACAAUACUUUUGAGCUGAUUUUUAUUAAGAGGAACAGGAGCUCAAGUAGUAGAACAUUUGAGGUAAGCUCCGGCCCAAGUCAAGCACUGCUUCUUAUCCCUUGAGCAAAUAGCCUACAGCUGUGUCUGUCCCAAGCUCGCUAGUGCAAGCUUUGGGCCAGACCCAUUAAUUGUAUCAAUGUUAAAAGUUUUUUGCAGACAGGCCAUGUGUAGCCAAUGUGAUUUAUAGGAUUUUUAACAUUUUAAAUCAGGAUAUUUUCUACCUGCAGGUUGCAAUGUUUUUAUUUGUUGGCUUUAUGCAGGCUAUUUUUGCAUUGUUGGCAAUGGCAAUUGAAGUUUCUUUUUAGGUUUAUCAUUUAGAUUUGGGUUAAAUUUGUUAACCACAUGACAAUUUUGUGAUAAGACCUUAUAAAUUAAAUGAAACCAUUCCAUGUAA